UUAUCCAAUAUGGCUGAAACGUUCAGCAGUCGUUUCUUCUUCUAGUCGAUUUCUGGCAUUUGUCCUGCUGGUUAUUUGCAAACAUUUUUUUAUGAGAUACGAAUAGACGCUGCAGCAAUUUAAUUUCAGUGGGUGUCUAUUUGUUGUUGUUGAAAAAACGGUACUUGUCUCGAAAAUGAGUUACACGACGCGGGUGGUUCAGGUGACCAAUGUGUCGCCGAGCACAACGUCGGAACAGAUGAGGACAUUGUUUGGUUUUCUGGGAACCAUCGAGGAACUAAAGCUUUUUCCGCCCGAUGAUUCCCCUAUGCCGGUGACAUCACGUGUCUGCUUUGUGAAGUUCCAGGAGCCAGAGUCUGUGGGAGUGUCUCAGCAUCUUACCAAUACGGUGUUUGUGGAUAGAGCGUUGAUCGUGGUCCCAUUUGCUGAAGGAUCUAUUCCAGAUGAGGCUAAAGCUUUGUCCCUUUUGGCCCCAGCAAAUGCUGUUGCAGGGAUUUUGCCAGGCGGAGGCCUUCUCCCGACACCAAAUCCCCUCCCAAAUCCAGCUCUCGGGGGUAACCCCUUUGGUGCUCACACUAUAGAUCCAAUGGCGGCAUUUGGAUUCGCUGGGCCUAAUAUGAACCCACAGGCUGCAGAUCAGUUGCUGAAGAUGAUGACAGAUCCAAAACUGAACCCCUUGGCUGCCGGUUUAAACCUGAGUGCAAGCUUGAAGGCUGAUGCGUCCAAUAAAGAGAUUGAAGAAGCAAUGAAGAGGGUCAGAGAGGCUCAGUCACUAAUUUCUGCUGCUAUUGAACCUGGACAUAAGGAGAGCAAAAAGAAACAUUCUCGGUCUCGAUCCAGGUCCAGAAGAAGAAGGUCCAGGUCACGUUCAAGACAUAGUCGCAGGCGAACCAGGAGCAGAUCAAGACGCAGGUCCAACUCAAGAAGCAGGAGGCGCUCCAAAAGCCCACGCAGGAGACACACCCACUCCAGAGACAGGGGCAGGCGAUCUCGAAGCAGAUCGAGAGAAAGAAAGAAGGACGAUGUUGGGAGGAGGAGGUCAAAAACACCUCCUAAAAGCUACAGUACAGCCAGGAGGUCGCGCAGCGUGAGUCGCAGACGCAGGCGAAGUCGCAGCGCCACCCGAUCUCCAAAGAAAUCGCCAAAACGGAGAAUUUCUCCCUCUCCGUCUCCUCGAAGGCACAAGAAGGAAAAAAAGAGGGAUAAGGACAGAGAAAGGGAACGCAGGAGUGACAAAGAACGCAUUCGUGAGGAGCGAGAGCGCUCUACCAGCAAGAAAAAGAAAAGUAAAGACAAAGAACGAGAACGGGAGAGGGAACGUGAACGUGAACGUGAACGUGAAAGGAAAUCGGAUGUAGACAAAGGAGAUAUUAAGAUCACCAGAGAUUACGAUGAAGAGGAACAAGGUUACGACAGCGAGAAGGAAAGGGAGGACAGGAAGGAUUCAGACGACUCUGCCAUGUCUCCUCAGUCUGUUGAGGGAAACGGUUCUGCCCGGGUCGUAAAGCAGGCCAAGGUUAACGGCGCUGAUGAUCACCACGAAGAGGACAUGGAUGUCAGCGACUGAAAGCUGCUUCGUCCCACGUUAUGCGUUUAUUUUGGUUGGAAACAUUCUACAAAUUUUUUCCUCACUUGGGUAAAUCUAAAAAUGUGAAGUGUUUGGAAAAUCGAAAAUCUGUUUAUCGUAUAGAAGAAAAGUCUGUUGUUUUGCAAAUGUAAAUUGCAGCGUUGUUUGCCUAAUUUUGUUUUCAUUUAUCUUGGUUCGUCAGUAAGUGUACAUUUAUUCUUUGCCACCACAGAUGUAAUUAGUUUGAACCGGAAGUAGGUUUGUUUUACUACUAUUGAGCUUGUUUUCCAAUUUAUUGCUACAUGUAUUGUAUCUUUUUUUUGUUUGUUUUAGUGUUGUGGUGUAUGAGUCUUUCCCUGUCCUUCACAGAACAGUUGCAUCUUGCUUCUGACUUGCAAGUGUUUUAUCCAGGAUUUCUUUUAUAUAAUAAAGCCUGUUUGAAGAGCUAA
This is a messenger RNA of Girardinichthys multiradiatus, 2016 nucleotides long. RefSeq names its product serine/arginine-rich splicing factor 11-like. Gene Ontology annotation, molecular function: RNA binding. Lineage: Eukaryota; Metazoa; Chordata; Actinopteri; Cyprinodontiformes; Goodeidae. The record is from RefSeq and is a predicted model, not a curated record. Gene Ontology annotation, cellular component: nucleoplasm. The transcript is spliced from 12 exons. Bases 176 to 1567 code for a protein of 463 amino acids.